This is a messenger RNA of Dryobates pubescens (Downy woodpecker), 5016 nucleotides long. It is a transcript of the gene STON2, whose product is annotated as stonin 2. Gene Ontology annotation, molecular function: clathrin-cargo adaptor activity. Gene Ontology annotation, cellular component: AP-2 adaptor complex; synaptic vesicle. Lineage: Eukaryota; Metazoa; Chordata; Aves; Piciformes; Picidae. The transcript has 6 exons. The record is from RefSeq and is a predicted model, not a curated record. Bases 116 to 2773 code for a protein of 885 amino acids. Gene Ontology annotation, biological process: clathrin-dependent endocytosis; synaptic vesicle endocytosis; regulation of endocytosis.
GGAAAGAAAGUGCAAAGAAGGUGUUUCCCCCUACUGACUCGUCUUCGCCGUACCUCUCUCCUGUAGUGCUUCCUCCUUGUAAUCCCCAAGUGAAGAUGAGUAGCCUGCUGUGAAUAUGACAUCCCUGACUAGUGUCAUUGCCUCCCACCAGUCUGAGUGGGUGUCCUUCACUGAUGAGCUCCUUCUCCCUGUUAACCCUCAAGGUAGCACUAAAGAGCCUCUGGAGAAAUGCUUUUCAUUCUCGGACACUUCCUCAGAAGAGUACCCCAAUGCCGAUGGAGAAUUUCCAGACCUCUCCCACACAGAGCUGAAAGAUGCAGCUGACCAAUCCAAGGUGGAGUCUGCUGUGCUUGGGAACCAUGUGUGUCCCAGCACUGAUCUGUUGUCAUCCAUCAGUGCAUGGGUUCAGUUUGAAGAUGCGUCAUGGAGCAGUGCUCCAGCGACGCAGUCACAAGCAGUGUCUCCAUCAAAAGCACCCAGCUGGGCUUCCCCCUCCUCCAAUUCUUCUGAGAGGCAAGCCUAUACCUCAGAGAGCAGCUGGACAACUAAUUCAGAGGACACCAGUAGCCCCAGCAUUGCUCCCUCCUACACAGAUCUGCAGUCAGUUAAUACUGAGGAUUUGACCAGUGGUGGGACAUCUGCAGCAGAUUCAGCUGACAAUUCCUCAUCUCUCCAGGAAGAUGAAGAGAUAGAUAUGGAGGCUGUCAACUGGCAGCUAAACAACACUUCCACGAAUGGGCAUUCAUCUACCCAAAAUACAGUUCGCUUUCCCAGCUGGGUGACUUUUGAUGACAAUGAAGUCAGUUUUUCACCACAGAACUUUUCUCCCUUGAAAACAGACACCCCACCUGCAGAAACACAGACUCCAGAUGCUAACUUUAACCUCACUACAUCUUUUAAGAAAAGAGAACGUCCGAAAAGCACAUUGGGAGAUCUCUCCAAAAUUCAAAAACUAGACCUUUCCUCCUUAACCAAGUUGCCUUCUGUUGAAACACCACCAUGGAGUGCUACUAAUCCCUUCCUGGAUGAAUCUCUGCGAGAUGUCCAACCCUCACCCAUCAAUCCAUUCAGUUCAUUCUUUGAGGAGCGAGACAGACGUUCCAAAGGUUCCUCUGUCUCCAGCGCUCCAGGCAAAAGCCAAAGAGACUCUCUCAUUGUUCUUCAUCAAGAGCCUGAUACCAUCAGUUUCCAUGAAGCAAACAAAAGCGUAACCCACACAGAUGCUGUAGAGCAGCUCAAGCAACUUCAGAUUGGAGACCCAGAUCGUGUGAGCAGCCCCACUUUGCCUGAUGAUGAUCCCUCAAUGCCGUAUGAUCUGGAUGCAAGCCUGUUUAACCUGGCAUCAGCUAAGCCAAAGGAUGGAUGGCCAAUGAUGCUCAGGAUCCCAGAGAAGAAGAAUAUUAUGUCAUCCAGGCACUGGGGACCAAUAUAUGUGAAGCUGACUGACAGUGGCUGUAUACAGCUUUUUUAUGAGAAAGGACUGGAGAAGCCUUUUCGGGAAUUCAAACUUGAAAUCAAUCAUGAGAUUUCGGAGCGCAAACUCCAGAACUACGAUGAGAACGGAAGGAUACACAGUGUGCGCUUGGACCGCACGACCUACAAGGAGAAAAAGAAGUAUCAGCCUAAACCGGCCAUUGCUCACACAGCAGAGAGAGAGCAAAUUAUCAAGCUGGGGACUACAGAUUAUGAAGACUUCCUUAGCUUCAUCAAUGCUGUGCAAGACACGCUGAUGAACCUGCCGGCCUCAUCAACAGAUCUGAGCACAGUGGGAUUAAACUAUCAAGAGGAAGAAAUCACGGUUGAUGUCAGGGAUGAGUUUCACGGCAUCUUGGCCAAAGGAGACAAUGCGAUUCUCCAGCACAGUGUGCUGACCCAUAUCUAUGUUCUCAGCUUCCUUUCUGGCCUUGCAGAAUGCAGACUGGGCCUUAAUGAUAUCCUGAUCAAAGGGAAUGAAAUAGUUGCAAGGCAGGAUAUUAUGCCCACUACUACCACUAAGUGGAUUAAAUUAUACAGCUGUCAGUUCCAUUCGUGUGUGGAUGAGGAUAUGUUUAAUAACUCCCAUAUUAUCCUGUUCAACCCCUUGGAUGCCUGUCGGUUUGAACUGAUGCGAUUCAGAACUGUCUUUGCUGAGAAAAGUUUACCUUUUACUCUGAGGACAGCUGCUAGCAUCAAUGGUGCUGAAGUGGAGGUGCAGAGCUGGCUGAUGAUGUCCACCGGGUUCUCUUCCAACCGUGACCCUUUAACUCAGGUCCCUUGUGAAAAUGUAAUGAUCCGCUACCCAGUGCCAAGCGAGUGGGUGAAGAACUUCCGCAGGGAGAGUGUCCUGGGGGAGAAAUCUUUGAAAGCCAAGGUGAACAAGGGGGCCACUUUUGGAUCAACCAGUCUGUCUGGUUCUGAGCCAGUAAUGAGAGUAACCUUGGGAACUGCCAAAUACGAGCAUGCCUUUAAUUCCAUUGUAUGGAGGAUAAACCGACUGCCUGACAAAAACUCAGCUUCUGGCCAUCCUCACUGCUUCUUCUGUCACCUAGAGCUUGGCUCUGACCGGGAAGUGCCUUCCAGUUUUGUCCGCUAUGUGGAUGUGGAAUUUGACAUGCCCACCACGUCUGCCUCCAAAGCCACUGUUCGGUCCAUCUCCGUUGAGGACAAGACCGAUGUGAGGAAAUGGGUCAACUAUUCAGCACACUACAGUUACAAGGUUGAAAUAGAGCAGAAAAAAAGCUUGAAUGAGGAUCUGAAGGGAGAAGAUAAUGUGAAUGAAUGUGCCACACAAUGAAAGAAGAUCAGCCUGCAAGUUCCAAGAGGGAUGGUCACAUUACAGACCUGGAAGAAAGGACUUGCCUGGUUUUGGUAUUUUUCUUUUUAAAAGUAUGGACUUCUAAAAUAAUGCUCUGAAGAGUAUUAUUUUUCCUUGUGAUGAUCUGUACUUUGAGAAGAAGCUCAUCAGUGGUUUCUUUGGAGUGGAUCUGUGGGCUUUUACUGGAACAAUCUCAGCAGAGUUGGGGUAUAGACAGAAUAAAUUGCAUUACAGUCAGGCCUGCCUUUUCUGCCUCUUCACCAUUUAGGUUUUGCACUGAAGUAUGGUCUGGCCACUGUCACAGCCAAACCAGAAAGCAGCCUUUAUCUUACUUACAAUCCUGCCCUCCUACGUGAAGCUUUUUGGUUGUUUUUUUUUAAUGCCUGUUUGCUUGGUGAUUGGCAGAUUCAUCUCCUUCUGAACUGCCAAAUAAACCCAGGGAGCAUUGAGCAAAAAAACUAUAUAAAAUCUCAUUUGUGAAAUGGUCAACAAAGUGAAAACCCUGAGCAUCAUUCUGGAGAAUCAAAAAACUCUGCAUCUUAAACACAGAUGAACUAUGGACAGGACAGCUUAUCAUAUAGUUGUUUUUCUGUUCACCCCUUCCUGCCUCACCCCUUGAAAACCAGCAUGUCAUUGUGCACAUUUUCGUGGAGUCUUCACAAGUUACAAGAAUGCCUUUGCAAUUUCUUAAAAUUUUUGUUAGUCUGGGUUGCUCUGUAUCUUGACUGAAUGUGAUUAUGGCUGAUAGUCACAGGGAAUGUGAGUUAUAGUAAAGGUGAUACACGAGGGACUUUGCUAAGAUUAGCUCAUUCCUGCCUAGAAAAAUGUUUAAGGGAAAAACAUUGGGGUUUAGGCUUCGGGUUUUUUUGUAUGUUUUCUUGGAUGGGUAAAGUGGGUGACUAUUGAAAAGGUCAAAACACAAUUUCUUUAACAGACAAUGUUGUUUGCCUUCCUGAAAAUUCUUGGAAGUCUGUCCAGCACAAUAUUACUUUCAUGUCCUACCUGCAACCUACAAUAUAAGUAACCUGUGUCUUUAUAAAACUCCCACUAAAUGGGACCCAAGUUCUCUUUUCAAAAGUUAAACAACAAGCCUCCAUCAUGGAGAUUUUUUUAUUUCUACUUAGCUGAAAGUAACAGCAAGUCUUAACACUUCUUUCUAAACAAAAAUGCAGAAAGCAAAAAGCACUCAUUCAUAAAUAUCUUCAGAGAAAACAGUGUUCAAAGUACUCAGUUUUUAUAGUUGUUUCCAUGGCUUGUAAAAUAUUUUGUCUUGAGUCUAAAUGUUAAAAACCCAAUAAUUUAUUAAAUCAUUUAUCUUUUGAAAGGUUACUGCUGACUUUAAAAACACACACUUGGAAAGCCUUGGGAAUGUAAUUCAACACAAUAUUGAAUUAAAAUGACAGCAUUUUUAUACAUUUAUUUUAUUUCUUAUAACAUAAAAUUAAUACACUCAAUUUACUACUUUCACUCUGACUACUAUAAAGAUCACUACGAUAUUAAAAUCCCAAAUAAAACAUGAGAUUAAUUCCAUUGAGUCUAAAACUUGUAAUGGUAAAAUACAACAAAUUCUAGAGAAGUUCUAAAUGCCUGUUUAUAUGCACCUCAAUUUCAUGCCUACAUCAACCUAGUGAUAAAUAUUUACACAGGUAUACUGCUGUAAAUGCAAAAAUCUCAGUCCUUCUAGGACUUCUUAAUAAGCAUGUAAUACUCUGUUGAAAGUUGUCCUACUGAAGCCUAAGGGCCUCCUUGGACAAGCACACCAGUUAGUACUAAGCAUUUACAAUCUCUCUCUGUAAAUGGAAGAAUGUUACUAACUUUUACAAAGUAUUUUGAGAUCAGUGGAUUAAAAUUAUUGUUAAAGUGCAAAGUAUUACUAUUUAUUAAAUGAUAACCUGCGUAGGUUGUGAAAUACCUGAGAGCACAGGGCUGAAUUCAUAAAUGAUUCUCAGCUCUGUUGCAGGCUGGCUGUGGUGAGUUGCAUGGCAACCCUUCUCUACAAACCCCACUCUUCUUUUCAGAGGCACUCAAAGAACUUCUGAGUGUUUCUCCUGUUUUUUCCAGCUUCUAGUGUACAGUUUAUGAAAAGGACCAGGAAGAAAUCCAACAAAGCCAAGCUGAAGAGGUGCUGAGAUGUUGCUGAGGAAGUGCACGAAUGUUUUGUGAAAGAAACAGUUGGGAGAUACCCUGCUUUGAUUCAGCAGGUUCAGUGUCUGAAUUUUUGC